GGCGGAGUUCAGUAAUUUGGUUUAUGUGGGUGACAGCGGAGAAGUGGUAGAGUAGGGUGUGUUGCGGGACAGAGUCGGUUGGGGCAGGGUCACAGCGGGCACCAGCCCCGCCCAGCUACCCUAGGGCACCAGGAUAAAGUCAAAGCUGCUCACCCAGGAGGACAGUGAACUCAAUCCCGGGCACCAACACCAUGCCUAUGACACUGGGUUACUGGGACAUUCGUGGGCUGGCUCACGCUAUUCGCCUGCUCCUGGAAUACACAGACUCAAGCUAUGAGGAGAAGAGAUAUACCAUGGGCGACGCUCCUGACUAUGACAGAAGCCAGUGGCUGAGUGAGAAAUUCAAACUGGGCCUGGACUUUCCCAAUCUGCCCUACUUAAUUGAUGGGUCACACAAGAUCACCCAGAGCAACGCCAUCCUGCGCUACCUUGCCCGCAAGCACAACAUGUGCGGGGAGACAGAAGAAGAGAAGAUUCGCGUGGACAUUUUGGAGAAUCAGGCCAUGGAUGUCUCCAAUCAGCUGGCUAGAGUCUGUUACAGCCCAGACUUUGAGAAACUGAAGGCAGAGUACUUGGAGCAGCUCCCCGGAAUGAUGAAGCUCUUCUCACAGUUCCUGGGGGAGCAGACAUGGUUCGUUGGUGAAAAGAUUACUUUUGUAGAUUUCCUUGCUUAUGACAUCCUGGACCUGCACCUAAUAUUCGAACCCAAGUGCCUGGACACGUUCCCAAACCUGAAGGACUUCGUGGUGCGCUUUGAGGGACUGAAGAAGAUCUCCGCCUACAUGAAGACCAGCCGCUUCCUCCGAACACCUCUGUAUACAAGGGUGGCCACGUGGGGCAAUAAGUAGAGGUGGGAGGCAGUAAGUAGAUGGGGCAGGAGGGAGAAUGAGGAAUCUGGGGCUCCAGGAAUAGUUGUAC
Messenger RNA from Acomys russatus (golden spiny mouse), 918 nucleotides. Its product is annotated as glutathione S-transferase Mu 4. The record is from RefSeq and is a predicted model, not a curated record. NCBI's taxonomy places the organism in Eukaryota, Metazoa, Chordata, Mammalia, Rodentia, Muridae. Gene Ontology annotation, molecular function: glutathione transferase activity. The transcript is spliced from 8 exons. Gene Ontology annotation, biological process: glutathione metabolic process. The coding region runs from base 192 to 848 and encodes 218 amino acids.